UGGACGCCAUCUUGACUCCGGGCGGCCUCGCCCUGAGACACUUCGCUACCCGCCGAUACAGCUCGCUUUGCGCAGGGUAGGCGCUUCCAGGCCCAACCAAAGAUGGUGGCUCGGAGCGCGCGCCCGUCUAGCUCUGUCUCCAUGGUGAUCUCCCCUUGCCCUGCCCCCCGCCCGCGCCGCCGCGCGCAGCCCGCACCAUGGCGCCGCUGAGCCGCCGCGCCCGGGACUGGCUUUACUCGCUGAUUCUUCUCACCAUUGUAUUACUUUCAUGGGGAUAUGUUAUUUAUGCAACAAGAAUAGCAGCUCGGUGGCAACUUGAGAAGGACUACCCUGAUCAAAUGCUGAAUUUUUAAAGGAAACAUUACAGAUGGACGGCAUCUGGAUUUUCACACCUGAACACAUUUAAAACCAAAUUUGAGGACAGAAAAGAUUAUUUCCAACUAAUGGUUUGAGAAGUUAUGACCUGACCACAUAAUUUAAGUUUAACAGUGGUAGAAGGCUUCAAGAAAAAAAAAAAUCAAGCUUCCUGCACAAUUAAAGGAUCAACAGAAAUACAGGCAAUGCAUGUUGUGUGACACUGAGUUUUCUUAAUAAAUAUAGAAAAUGAGCACCAGACUAAGUAGCAGCCAAGGAAGAAAUGUACACCAAGUGUAUGUUCAGUUGGUUUGCAGAAUGUCUUCUCUUUUACAGACUUAAUGUCUUUGCUAAAGAGUUUGUAAUGUUUAAAAUAUGGUACACAUGUUUAAGUCCAGUGAUAUGGCAGUAAGUAACAUUAUUUAAAAGUGAUUCAACAUUUUCCUUCAGUUCACGUUAAUAGUAUUUGGCCCUCAAAUAGUCUUAUUCAGCAACAGCUUAUCCAUA
Messenger RNA from Terrapene triunguis (Three-toed box turtle), 861 nucleotides. RefSeq names its product small integral membrane protein 27 (gene TZMP1). The record is from RefSeq and is a predicted model, not a curated record. The coding region runs from base 198 to 353 and encodes 51 amino acids. The transcript has 2 exons. NCBI's taxonomy places the organism in Eukaryota, Metazoa, Chordata, Testudines, Emydidae.